Acanthamoeba castellanii str. Neff is the source of this 678-nucleotide messenger RNA. RefSeq lists its product as uncharacterized. The record is from RefSeq and is a predicted model, not a curated record. The coding region runs from base 1 to 678 and encodes 225 amino acids. The transcript is spliced from 2 exons. NCBI's taxonomy places the organism in Eukaryota, Discosea, Longamoebia, Acanthamoebidae.
AUGCUGCUGGCGUGCGUGUUUGCCUUCGUGCUUCUCGGGCGUAACAUGUCCCGCCAGGUGGUGCGAGUUCAGCCACUGCCAGUUCUGGCAGACGAGGACGAUACCCCGGAGGAAGUGUUCGAGGAGACAGAGGACACGCCCCAGCAAGACUUAAGCAGCAGCAUCAGCAGCGGCGAAUCUAUGGUCCAGCUAGAGCAGCAUAACCAGCAAGAGGAGCAGCAGGCUGAAGCUCAGAGACAAGCGGAGGAGCAGAUGAGAGCGGAAGAAGAGGCACGUGCGAAGCAAGAGGAGGAAGCGGCACAGGUGCUCAAAGAGAAAAACUGGCGAGAGGAGCGGGACAAGCGCGUGCGGGAGGAGAGGAAGCGACUGGAGGACGCCAAGAAGUUGGCCAAGGCCAGCAAGCUGAGCGCAGGAGAGCAGCGCAAGCUGGCCUGGCAGUCUUCGCUACAGCAGGGCGCCGUCCAGUGGUCCGACAUGUCCGCCACGCAGAAGAAGAUGGCCACCUACAACCAGGCCAAGGCCGACGCCGAGCGAGAGAAGGAGGACCAGCGCCGGCGCACGGACGACAUACGGAUCGCGGCAGAGGCAGAGCAGAAGAGGAAAGAGGAGGUGGCCGGCCUCGUACGCCAACGCAAGGAGAAGCACCUCCUGGCUCGGCUGAAGAAGAACGAGCAAUGA